Molecule: messenger RNA, 3903 nt
Organism: Puccinia triticina
Lineage: Eukaryota; Fungi; Basidiomycota; Pucciniomycetes; Pucciniales; Pucciniaceae
Exons: 11
Coding region: 1-3903 (1300 amino acids)
Biological process (GO): RNA 3'-end processing
Molecular function (GO): nucleotidyltransferase activity
Source: RefSeq, a predicted model, not a curated record
AUGCAGCAGCAAGCCAGUCCCCCUCAGAACACCUGGCCAACCCCAGCCCCCAUCAAUCCCAACCACACCACCCCGUCCACCUCAUCCAGCUCCCCAAGUAACAACCCAUACUCCACCAAGAGCCACCACCAUCACCACCACCAACAACAAGCACACCACCAUUCCGCUGCCCAUCGGGAACCUCGACCCUCGAACUCCACCCGACGGACCUCAUCAAAUACCUCCACCACCACCGCCGUCCAGGCCCACCAACUCUCCUACUACCAGCAGCACAUGGCCGAUCUGGCUACCUACAUCACUCAAGUCUUCCUCCCAUCUGUUCUCCCCACACCCGAAGAAUAUCAGAUCAAGGAGCAAACUCGUCAAUACCUCGAAACCUUGGCCGAUAGGAUUUCAAAGGGUGCCAGGCUACUUCCAUUCGGCUCAAUAGCAUCUGGCUUGGCCCUGCGUAAUUCGGACAUGGAUCUGUGUUAUCUUGCCGAGCCGGGGAACAAGAUCGACAAUAAUAAACCGGACAAAGAAAGAUCGGCUGAUCCUAAUGAUACUACCGAGAGUAGUAUGAAUCCCGAUUCUAAAGAAGCCGACGGAAAACAGCCUUCCUCAACACCCCCCACCGACGAUGUCUCCGCUACGCCCGCCGCCACAUCAAAUCAGCAGCCUAACCAAGCGGAAGAAGAGGAGAAAGAGCAGAAACCUAAACCCACUCCUGCUGAGAUGGUCAUGAUCCUUGGCAAACUAAUCCAAGAAGAAACUGCAUUCACCGUUAAGAUGCUCCCGAAAGCUCGAAUCCCGAUCAUCAAGCUCUCUCUACCCCCCUCUCUAGGUCAACCAUUUGGAUUAUCUUGUGAUAUCGGAUUUGAAAAUCGUUUAGCUCUUGAAAACACUAGACUUUUGCUCACAUAUGCUAUGGUUGACCCAAGGAUGCGAACAAUGGUCUUGUUUCUCAAAGUCUGGUCCAAACGGCGGCGAAUUAAUGAUCCAUACUUGGGAACACUAAGCUCAUAUGGAUACGUCUUGAUGGUAAUCUAUUACCUGGUUAACGGCCGCAAAGCGCCUGUAUUGCCAAAUUUACAGCAGCUUCCUCCACCAAGAGUAACGCCCCCGGAGGAUACAGUUUACGAAGGACACGACAUAUACUUUUUUGAUGAUCUGGACGCCUUACCCCGCUUCUGGGUGGGUAUGAAUCGGGAAAAUGUUGGCGAACUCUUGAUCGAGUUCUUCCGGUUCUUCUCCAGCACGUUCCGGUACACGCAUGAUGUCAUCAGCGUCCGUACGCCCGGGGGCUUAAUGAGCAAGGAGUCCAAAGGAUGGAUGCACGAUAACAUCGAGGAAAGUAAAGACGGCCGCGGCGGGUUCUUGAAGAUCGAUCUGAAUCGCUUGUGUAUCGAGGAUCCUUUCCAAACUAACUAUAACGUCGCACGCACCGUUACACGGGAUGGGUUGUUUACUAUCCGAGGAGAAUUCAUGCGAGCUGUGAGGGUCUUAUCCACUCGCACUGAUCGGCUUGAUGUCAUGAUCAGAGAACUUUGUGAAGAGAGGCAAGAAGGUGUGUUGAUGGCCCCUCCUUCCAGCUCAGGACGACGAAAAUCUGCGCCUAAUCCUAAUCCCAAAGCUUCCCUCAACAUGAGUAUCUCUGGCAGCACCACUCGCGAAGAAGAAGAAGAGGAAGACGACCUCGAAGAGCAGUUGUUACUCCAACAGCAGCAACAAGCCCUCAUGAGCUCUGAACAGCAACCCUCGUAUCCACCCCUCACAACCAGGCUGAUGCAAGAUCAUAUCUAUAGCCAAGCGACCUCAUCUAUGGACGCGCGGCCUCGCUACCCGCCUGAAAGUAUUGCUUCAGAGCCACCACCACUAGAUCGUGAUCUGGACUGGAAUCAUGAGUCCAUCAGUGGCUAUUUGUCCAGCGAAAUCCAGCAAUUGCAACUCCAACAACAUCAACUCCAACAACAAGCAUCCACCAACCCCCAAUCGUUGUCUCACCCUGUUCCUCAUGUCUCGGACUCAUAUAAGUCUUCUAAACCAGCCACCUCAGCUGCAUCAGCUGGACAUUACUUUCAUCGGUUUUUUCAGACGGCUGGAUCUGAGAACUGGAAUGCUCAGGCAUCUACCUCAAGCUCUCUGCAUCAAUCCAGCAUGGCCUCCUCGCCCGCCUUUUUUUACGACUCCGAAUCACUCGAUCCAAAUCUGCCCCUGAGUCCGACCUCAAUACCUAAACACUCCUCUGGGGGUCGUCGACAAAAGGCUGCUGCCUCUGAGAUCAAUAGAGACGAGCUUGGGUCAAACUCCCGCGGAUUACAUGCUUCAACAUCCUCAAGUAGCAAGUCGCGGUACAAUAACCAGACAAUCAACAGUGGGCGGCCACCCAGAAGUAUGUCACACAGCACGAUGAAUCCUCGAAGGCGAAGUGAACAACCUCAGUCUGCACAUCAAACUCUACUCAACUCGACCGGGCCGCCGAUCAUCAUGUCUUCCAAUGGCCGGAUGCCAGACUUCUCUCUGUUACCACUCCCAGGCCCAAUCAGGUUCGGGAAUUUCGGAACGACCGAGAGGCUACCAAAACAGAAAUUUGACAGCCCACAGCGGGUAUUGGGACGAUCCGUCCCAGCUGGCUACUAUCAUCAUACCAACGGCUAUCCUUCCACAUCGUUCCAACAACAUGAGCUGAGUAGUCAUCAGAUGAUGUCUCUGACCCAAGAUAUGAUCGCAUCGCAGCGUGCAGAUGGAACUUCUGAAGAACAGCUACCAUCACAUCAGGCGUAUCAAAGUUCCUGGCAAGGUCAUCAUGAUCCACAGCGGGAGGGGAUGUUCUUGGCAGCCCUCAAUGAAUCGGCUCGAAGGCGCUCAUUAUCAAAUGGAGCAACCUCCACACAUUCAUCAGCCAUAUCAUUUGAUGAACUAUCGAAGCCGCGCUUGUCACUUUUAGAGAAUGAGGACGAGGGUAAUCGAGCAGGUGUGGAGACGCCGCGAGCGAGGUCGAGUCUUUCGCCAGUAUGUGUCGGUGGCCAAUCCACGCGGAUCAGGGAUCUGUCAGAACACCGUCGGAGUUCAGAUCGGUCAACGUCCUCCUUUACUCGAGGCGCUCCCUCGAACUCUUCGUUGUCCCAACUACCCCGGAAGAUCGUCUUUGGGGAUGUCGAGGUGUCAACUGAGACAGCCAAGGAGGUCCGGGUGAAGGCGCUGGCGGCGGUGAUGCGCACACGGCGAAUGGGAUCGCUCAACAAUCAUUCCUCGCGACGAUCUGAAGUCGCCGGGAACGUGGUGUCUUCCGAUAGCAGCAGCAGUCCUGGGAGCCGGGAAGGGCGGAGCAGGGUUGCGGGGCCGAGCGGCGAAGUUCAAGGUCAGCCCACCAGCGCCAAGCCCGACACGGUCCAUUCGAGCCGGUCGAGUAGCGCGCGCAGCCACCAGCAUCCCGGCCAGAAGAGCAGGCCCCAAGCGCCCGCCCUGUUCGAUGGCCAUGCCUCUGUGUCCGCCCUUCUUGGCGGCGAGGAACAGCAGACGAAGGCUGCGGCUGUCGGCCCCUCAUCAUCCUUGGAGACCCUGUAUCCCACCCCGCAGAGUCCAUCCAUCGUCCCAGCGGUCGCCUUAGACUCCAAGCUUCGUUGUAACACCACCGACACCAGCAGUAGUAGUCGGAGUGCUAGUAAUAGCAAGGACCGGCCCCGCAGGGCGUCUCCAACCCUUCCCUCCCCCUCCACCGACGACCGCCCGCAGACCGCCGGCCCUGCACUCGCAGCCGAGCUUCCCGUCGUGGAUGUUCAAGAGGCCAAGACCGGCCCUGCUCUCUUGCCCGCCGUGCCCGGCUCGCCUAUCCCUCAAAACUCCGGCUCCCCUCCUCUUCCUGCUUCUUCCUCGGUUACCAUUCAGCUUGGUCCGCCUCAACUCGACCAUCCCAUUAUCUAG